UUCCACACACAGGAAGUGAGUUUUUUCAGGUCCCUUAGGCCACUUGGUUCUAGCAUCUACCCGGCCAGUCUCCGUCAAGAUCAGGUGGAACAGCUGACUGAUAUGAAGGUAAAUGAUAUAUACAGAGAAGAAGAGACGUAUGUGACUGAUAUGAAGGCAGAAGAUAUAGAGAGAGAAGAAGAGACGUAUGUGACUGAUAUGAAGAUAAAUGAUAUAUACAGAGAAGAAGAGACGUAUGUGACUGAUAUGAAGGCAGAAGAUACAGAAGGAGAAGAAGAGACGUAUGUGACUGAUAUGAAGGCAGAAGAUACAGAAGGAGAAGAAGAGACGUAUGUGACUGAUAUGAAGGCAGAAGAUAUAGAGGGAGAAGAAGAGACGUAUGUGACUGAUAUUAAGGCAGAAGAUAAAGAGGGAGAAGAAGAGACGUAUGUGACUGAUAUGAAGGGAGAAGAAGAGACGUAUGUGACUGAUAUGAAGGCAGAAGAUAUAGAGGGAGAAGAAGAGACGUAUGUGACUGAUAUAAAGGCAGAAGAUAUAGAGGGAGAAGAAGAGACGUAUGUGACUGAUAUGAAGGCAGAAGAUAUAGAGGGAGAAGAAGAGAUGUAUGUGACUGAUAUGAAGGCAGAAGAUAUAGAGGGAGAAGAAGAGACGUAUGUGACUGAUAUGAAGGCAGAAGAUAUAGAGGGAGAAGAAGAGACGCAUGUGAUUGAUAUGAAGUUAGAAGAUAUAGAGGGAGAAGAAGAGACUCAUGUGACUGAUAUAAAGCCAGAAGAUAUAGAGGGAGAAGAAGAGACGUAUGUGAUGGAUAUGAAGGCAGAAGAUAUAGAGGGAGAAGAAGAGACGUAUGUGACUGAUAUGAAGGCAGAAGAUAUAGAGGGAGAAGAAGAGAUGUAUGUGACUGAUAUUAAGGCAGAAGAUACAGAGGGAGAAGAAGAGACGUAUGUGAGGGGUGAUCAGCAGUGUAAGGAGGAGGAAAUCCCUACAGAUAUCAGCACAUUAGAUGGAGGCACAAGCCGGAAUGCCUUGGAGGGAGAUCUCAUCUUGUCUGCAGAUACCAAAACAGAAGAUAACAUCACACAGGAUUCUCCAGGAGACAGCCCCGUUAUGCUAAAUAUACAUCCAGUACCUCACAGCGCAGAUAUAUCAUCCAAUCCCUCUAAUCACGAGGACUGUUCAUCUGAUACCUCAGCUUUUGUAACACAUAGUGCAGCUCAUACACCUGAUAAUAUAUUUCCCUGUUCCGAGUGUGGGAAAUGUUUUACAUGUAAAUCAUAUCUUGUUAGACAUCAGAGAAGUCACACAGGUGAGAAGCCAUUUCCAUGCUCUGAGUGUGGGAAAUGUUUUACACUUAAAUCAGAUCUUGUUAGACAUCAGAGAAGUCACACAGGUGAGAAGCCAUUUCCAUGCUCUGAGUGUGGGAAAUGGUUUACACAGAAAUCACAUCUUGUUACACAUCAGAGACGUCACACAGGUGAGAAGCCAUUUCCAUGCUCUGAGUGUGGGAAAUAUUUUAAACAGAAAUCAGAUCUUGUUACACAUCAGAGAAGUCACACAGGUGAAAAGCCAUUUCCAUGCUCUGAGUGUGGGAAAUGUUUUACACUGAAAUCAGAGUUGGUUAGACAUCAGAGACGUCACACAGGUGAGAAGCCAUUUCCAUGCUCUGAGUGUGGGAAAUGUUUUACACUUAAAUCAGAUCUUGUUAGACAUCAGAGAAGUCACACAGGUGAGAAGCCAUUUCCAUGCUCUGAGUGUGGGAAAUGUUUUACACUUAAAUCAGAUCUUGUUAGACAUCAGAGAAGUCACACAGGUGAGAAGCCAUUUCCAUGCUAUGAGUGUGGGAAAUGUUUUACACUUAAAUCAGAUCUUGUUAGACAUCAGAGAAGUCACACAGGUGAGAAGCCAUUUCCAUGCUCUGACUGUGGGAAAUGUUUUACAUGGAAAUCACAUCUUGUUACACAUCAGAGAAGUCACAAAGAGGAGAAACCAUUUCCAUGCUCUGAGUGUGGGAAAUGUUUUACACGUAAAUCACAUCUUGUUACGCAUCAGAUUUCACACAGGAGAAGCAUUACUAUGAAUGAUACAGGGUUGAAGCAACACUCCUGUCACACACUAUUUUAACACUUUAUGUUAUCCUUCCAUAGAUAAUUGGAAUGUGUAUCAUUAAGAUAAGAUGAACUACAUAACUCCAGCAAAACUUUUAGUAAUUUCUCCUAUAUAUUUUUCUAUUUAAUAUUUCCUAUAUAUUCAAUUUAGUCUAGAUCAGUGCUGGCCAAACCGGUCCUCGAGAUCUACCAACAGUGCAUGUUUUCCAGGCCUCCUGGAGAUCUGUAGAAUUGUCAGUUAGGAAUGAAUGCAGCACAUCUUAAUUAGUAAUGACUACACCUGUGCACCAGCUAGGUAGUCUGGAAAAUGUGAACUGUUGGUAGAUCUCGAGGACCGGUUUGGCCAGCCCUGGUCUAGAUGUUGCCAGCACUCUCCACAGUAAUACCAGACCACAUAGCUGUUAUGUAUGGGUUACAUUGUAUGGAUUUCAGUCACAGAUAAACGAUAAAACACAU
Pseudophryne corroboree (corroboree frog) is the source of this 2558-nucleotide messenger RNA. RefSeq names its product zinc finger protein ZFP2-like. NCBI's taxonomy places the organism in Eukaryota, Metazoa, Chordata, Amphibia, Anura, Myobatrachidae. Gene Ontology annotation, cellular component: chromosome. Gene Ontology annotation, molecular function: chromatin insulator sequence binding. The transcript has 3 exons. The record is from RefSeq and is a predicted model, not a curated record. Gene Ontology annotation, biological process: regulation of transcription by RNA polymerase II. The coding region runs from base 103 to 2118 and encodes 671 amino acids.